Messenger RNA from Prosopis cineraria, 1002 nucleotides. RefSeq lists its product as uncharacterized. The coding region runs from base 158 to 622 and encodes 154 amino acids. Gene Ontology annotation, molecular function: protein phosphatase inhibitor activity. Gene Ontology annotation, cellular component: cytoplasm. The record is from RefSeq and is a predicted model, not a curated record. The transcript has 7 exons. NCBI's taxonomy places the organism in Eukaryota, Viridiplantae, Streptophyta, Magnoliopsida, Fabales, Fabaceae.
UAAUAGAGCAGCGCGUUGCGUGCAUCUUAGGCAUCGUUCUUACAGGACGGUUGUCUGGGCGUGAAGCUGUUUCGUUUCGUAGAGGUGCCUCCCCUUCUCUGCAGUUGGAUUCCUUAUUUCUCCGUUAGCUUCCCUCAUCCGUAUCAGAGAGCAAGCAAUGUCAGAAACCAAUGUUGAGGAUGUCAAGAAACAGGAGAUGGCUGAUAUUACAACUACAGAUCAAAUUGAUUGUGACAAUCCUGUAGAUGAUCUGAAAGAUUCUGAUAAAAAUAAUGACAACUCCAUGCCCUCAUCCCAGCAGGAGGAAGAAGUUAUCAAGAAAAAGUAUGGAGGGAUUUUACCAAAGAAGCCUCCCCUAAUAUCCAAGGACCAUGAACGUGCUUUUUUUGAUUCUGCUGAUUGGGCUUUAGGAAAGCAAGGAGCACAAAAGCCUAAAGGACCACUUGAAGCACUGCGUCCAAAAUUGCAGCCCACACCAAAUCAGCAAGUUCGUUCAAGGCGCUCUGCUUAUGCUCCAGCCGACGACAAUGAAGUUGAUGGUGGCAAUAAUGAUGCUUCUCCGGAGGACCAGAGUGCCACUGAAGAAGUUGUCAAUGACAACAAUACUACUGCCCAAAACUAGAGCCGUGGGAAUAUUGGAGAUAGAUUAGAUUUGACAAAAUGGGGCUUUUUUUUUAUGUGAAUAUAAAAGCAUCUGAUCAUCAUGAAUAGGGUUUGCUUGUGCUCAUAACAGGAAUAGGGAAUUUUGAAGCGGCUAUGACCAUGAUGGAUCAUAUGUACACUUCCUUACUGUAGGAUUGCAUGACUUGAUAAGAUUUGCUCAUAUGAUGGAAUCAUAAAUCCAUGAAGAUAAAACUUGAGUUGAUCAUGCUCACUGGAUAGUGAUUGGCAGAGUUUGGAUGCCCUUUCUAGCAAUAGAUGAAGUUGGGCCUAACGGGUGAAACUAUGUCCAUUCUUUUUUUUAACAAAUAAGAAAAAAAACAUAAUUAUUGAUCCUUAUAA